This is a messenger RNA of Haemonchus placei, 1099 nucleotides long. The record is from the annotation of a GenBank genome assembly. Lineage: Eukaryota; Metazoa; Nematoda; Chromadorea; Rhabditida; Trichostrongylidae.
GGAGCAAUUGCAACAGAUGAGUUCUCGAUCGCAAAAUCUAUUCUACGACGUCUCAAUAUACGGGAAAACUUUGUCAGCGUAGCCUUGGCCACAUACGGUACUAAUGCAUCUAUGACCUAUGAUUUCAACAACAACAGAGGCCAAGUUUGUACAAACUUCUUAACCUUACGGAGCCGAGGUAAGGAAGCAACUGAAAUGGCGCCAUCGAGAUACUCCUGUUACGACGACUACACCGCACCACACAACAUCAACCUCAACUCCAACAAGCUCCUCAACUCAAACUUCGACGACGCCGCGCUUCUUGACAUCAACUUCAACUCCACGCCGCACUACUCCAACUUCAGCUUCAACGUCCUCUUCUCCCUCAGUUCCAACUAACACACCAGCCCCUGUGGUGCGGACCAGCAGCGAAUGUGAAUGUGUUCCGAAGACUAUAUGGCUAGACGUUUUCCUUCUCAUGGAAGCAGGCGUGUUUAUGGGCUCUAACGGAAUCGCCUCGGCUACUGACUACAUCGUGUCAGCUUUUGCCAAAAUGACAGUGGGCCAAGCAGAGCAGUUCCAAACCCGAUUAGGAGUCAUUCGCUACGCUAGUAGUGUCGAUCUAAUCGCCGACCUCGAUGUUUACACUUCAACGGAAGAUCUGCUUGAUUUGGACAUAUUGCCGCUGAACGAAACGGAUACGAAUAUUGAGGGGGCGAUCCGCAUGGCAAGAGCGAGAUUCGCAUCCACAUCUCACCGUGCUGCAGCUCGUAAGGUAAUCAUCAUCGUCGGAAGCACUUACAGGGAAGCUGUUCUCAACAAUCCACUGAAAGUUGCCGAGCAAUUUCGUGCAGAAGGUGGGAUCAUCAUUACUAUCGAGUAUGCACAAGAGCACGAAAAAUCUGUGCCAAUGCUCAGAAAACUGGCAUCACCAAACUAUAGCCUGAUUAAUUACAAGGAUGGUAAACAACUGCACGCUCAGAAACUACGUCAACUACUUUGCGAAGCGAAUUGCUUUUGUAAAAAGAAAUGGAUACCGUAUAACACCGACAAAUGGCAAGCACCUCAAGGUGGAUGCUACCAUCCAUUUUUGAUUCCUUCAAUGCAGGUAUAUAUUUAA